CCUCCACAUAAUUUAAUUCCGUUACAUACUCAAACGCCCGUAACUGCUGGGACGGCCGUUGCCGGCGCUGCACAUAAAAUUCAUUUUCCCGUCGGUGCCACACAAAUCGGCUCAAAUGGCCUCAAUGUGGCUCAAUAUGCGGCUGUGAUGCAACAGCAUUAUGCCAGCGCUGCCGCCGCCGCACGGGAACUUGAUAACAAUAGUGACUACCAGGAUAAUGAGGAUUGCGAUAGUGAAGUCGGGAGUGGCGGCCACCAGGACGACAACAGUGUUUGUAGUAAUGGCGCUAAAGACGAGGAUGGCAGUAGCAUCAAGAGUGGAUCCAUCAAUGAAGCUCAUAGUUUGAGUAAAAAGCAACGUAAAGCACGCACCGCUUUCACGGAUCACCAAUUGCAAACCCUUGAAAAAUCGUUUGAAAGGCAAAAAUAUUUAAGUGUGCAAGAGCGACAGGAACUCGCACACAAGCUUGAUCUAAGUGACUGCCAAGUUAAAACUUGGUAUCAAAAUCGUCGCACAAAAUGGAAACGACAGACUGCGGUUGGUUUGGAACUGCUAGCUGAAGCAGGAAACUUUGCAGCUUUUCAGCGACUCUAUGGGGGAACCCCUUAUUUGGGCGCAUGGUCUUAUCCAGGUGCACAGGCGCCACAUGGUGCCCCUACGCCGUCGAGUAUUGACUUGUACUAUCGCCAAGCAGCAGCCGCAGCCGCAAUGCAAAAACCUCUUCCCUACAAUUUGUACGCCGGAGUUCCUAACGUAGGAUCACUUUCUGGACUGCCCGUUUCUGCUACAGCACCGUUUUCGCAUCUCUCCGCUUCCAGUUCGUUAUCUUCAUUAAGCAGCUACUACCAGAGCGCAUCGGCGGCAGCAGUGGCUGCGGUAGCUGGUACAUCUGCAUCUAGUUGUAUUCCUGUCGACAAGCCAAUCGCUUCACCACCAUUGUCGGUCACGGCAACAGUACCAUCACCUGUAUCUCAAAAUAAUGCGACGAUAGAUCGGAGGUGCUCGUCAAAUUCUCCCACGCAAAAAUCACCUCUAAGACAUAUUGACUUGGCUCGCUCUCCCAGUCCCACUCUAAAUCCAGGAAGCCCACCUGGUCGAUCAGGAAACAGCUCACAGGUGCAGUCUGAUGACGAGGAUCAAAUUCAAGUAUCAGUUUGAAAUUAAGAUACAUACCAAAUAACAAAGUAGUGGAAAUCUCAACCCAUUCAUAUAUGUAUAGUGCUUAUCAUAACUGCAUGGUGCAUUUUCCUUCCUAUAAAAAAAUUAGCAAACAUACUUCGUAUGGAAGAAAAUUAUUGACAUCGACAACAAAAAAAAAUUCCUAAAAUCAUCGUUGUAGCACCUUCUGGCUUGCAUUUAAUGGGUUGGGAAUUGGUUGCCAAAAAACUUUCUAAAAAUUCGGAGUAAAAAAUGCUAAACUUUGAGUUUAUCAGUUCGUCGGAAUAUUUUUUAUGUUUUUUUUUUGUGUCUGUGACCGCAUAAUUUUGGACCAUGUCAAUCGAUUUCGAUAAUUCUCAUACUUCCAUACUGGUUUAGAUCCAAUCAUGGGAUCAUGAAAUAUGUUUAUAUAUAUAUUUAUAUAUGAGAAUUGAAGUCGGUUUUGUUUU
Messenger RNA from Rhagoletis pomonella (apple maggot), 1607 nucleotides. Its product is annotated as homeobox protein B-H1-like. Gene Ontology annotation, biological process: regulation of transcription by RNA polymerase II. Lineage: Eukaryota; Metazoa; Arthropoda; Insecta; Diptera; Tephritidae. Gene Ontology annotation, cellular component: nucleus. The transcript is spliced from 3 exons. The record is from RefSeq and is a predicted model, not a curated record. The annotation marks the transcript as partial. Gene Ontology annotation, molecular function: RNA polymerase II transcription regulatory region sequence-specific DNA binding; DNA-binding transcription factor activity, RNA polymerase II-specific.